CCUUUAAACUGUCAACAAACUUAAACAAGUUCCCUCUGCUCUCACACGCCCCACAUAGCUGGUGUAAACCACAAACUGUACGGUUUAAACUCGUUUUUCUACAUCAAGUGUGAGUGUACUUAGAGCGUCAGAGGAAAGAGAGAUAUGUUGAAUGUCGGAGGUGUACAUAAAGCAGAGGACAGACAUGGAAACCCGCGUUGUGUCUGCGUUGGAAAAACCCGCGGCGGAGCUGACGGUUAUGGACGUGUACGACAUUGCGGCGGUGCUCGGACAGGAGUUUGAACGGACUAUCGACAGGUUUGGGUGCGAGUCUCUGGUCGGUGUGGUGCCCAAAGUGGUGCGGGUUCUGGAGCUGCUGGAGGCGCUGGUGGGCCGCGGAGCCGCCGGACAGGAGACCGACGAGCUGCGCAGGGAGCUGGAGAGACUGCGGCAGGAGCGGAGCGACAGAUACGAACAGGAGAGGAAACACCAGAAGGAGUUGGAGCUGGUGGAGGAUGUAUGGAGAGGAGAAGUCCAGGACCUGAUCUCUCAAAUCACUCAGCUUCAAGCAGAGAACAAGAGGCUGUUGGUGAGCCUCUCUCUCAAAGAGUCCCCCGUCACAGAGGAAGACCUGCAGAAACAGGAGGGAAUGUCAGAAAAAGAAAGACUGGUGAUGAAAAAGCUGGAAGACUUGGUGGAUAAGCAGAGGGAUGAAAUCCGGGCAAAAGACCAUGAGUUAACAGUAAGAAACGAGGACGUCGAGGCGCUCCAGAUGCAGCAGCAUCGGCUGAUAAGGAUCAACCAGGACCUUCGUCGCAGGGUAGGAGUGAUAGAAACCCAGGGCAAGGCACUGAUCCAGCAGAGGGCUGAGCUGGAGGCUGCAGCCCAGGCACAGUUGCAGGAGGUGGGGGCUCUGCAGCUGGAGGUCACCAGGCUGAGAAAGGAGCUCCAGGACUGGGAGCUGGAAAGAGAGAUCACUGAGGUAGAAGAGUCGUCUCUUACAAGAUCUGGGAUGUCGUCACCUGCAUCACCACAGACGACAUUCUCAGAAGCAGCACCAUCUAACUCCAUCAAACCAAAUUCAGUGUGGGUGGAGUGUGGAGGGGACGCUGGUUUCCUGGCGAACUGCUUUGAGCGUGACAAGAGCCCUUCCCUUCUCUCAAGGUCGUCCAACAGAGAAAAUACUGAGGAAGAGGGUGAUGAAGAUGAAGACACGACAGCUUUGUUACUGAAGGUGCAGACUGAUACAGAGCAACAGGAGGAGACAGACAGCCUGGAGCAGGAGUCGGACCAACCUCGCUUCACUCUGCAGGAGCUGCGGGACGUCCUGCAGGAGAGGAAUGAGCUCAAGGCCCAAGUGUUCGUGCUGCAGGAAGAGUUGGCAUAUUACAAAAGUGACGAGUCUGAGGAUGACAUCAGCUCCAUUGUUUGUACAUCUUCUCCUCCACCAUCCUCCAAUUCCACCGAUCAGCCUGAAUCAGGAAUUAGGCGCUUGAUCUUCACUGCCAUAAUGCCAAUGGUGGCAGCCGGUUUGAUUGCAGACGACCCCACCUUGUUGCCAAUCAGAAGACUUGUUUCCUUUGUAUGACAUUGAAUUUCAAUUCUUGCACAGUUGCUCUUAAUUUUCCCACAUCAUGUCGACACCAUGUGGUUUAUGAGAUUGAAACUGUGCUGAAUGAACUACAAUUGUUUUAAAGUGUCAACUUAUACAUUACAUGUUGAUAAGACUUUAGCUAACUUGGUAAAAUUAUCCUGAGCAGUUAAAAUGUGAGACAGCUGGCCAAACCUGGACAUGUAUUUAUGACCUCUCAGGCCUUUGUGGUUUCAUAAAAAGUCACUACCUGUCAGUUCUUAAUUAUAUAUAUAUAUAUAAAUGAAAAAGCUAUGCUUCAUUACUUUUAAUGCUGCACAUGCUGCUAUAUUGUCAAAUAACUUCUAAGGUUCUCACUACAUUGUCUACAUUGGCUUGUUCCUCAGCCUAAAAGUGGUCUCACUGCACUUCAUAAAGUUUUUGCUUGCCAUGUAUUCAAUAAUGUAUUUACUUCAAAAUGCAUUCACUUUUACAAUCAUAUGACGAGUAGUGCCUGUAGUGCGAGGUAUUCCCUAGAAUAUGAACUGUUUUUUUCACAGACACUUUAAAGUUCCUUUGUGGUCUCUUUAUAAAUAGCAUCAAUGUCAGAGAUGAAGAACCAUAAAAGGUGAUGGGACAUGUUUUGUCAUUCAGGUGGUGUCAAGAUGUAUCUGACAACAAAUUAUUGUUAAUGUGUUUUUCAGCCAGAAAAUCGUGUACCUCUGUUUCCCUCUGAAAGACUGUGUGAAAUAAUGUGCUGAGUGUCAGCACUGGGUCGUGUUGAAAAGAGUAUGUUACUUACAGCACUACAGCCUACAUGCCUUGUGAUUUACACUGGUGCAAUCAUACAAGUAAAAUAUUCCAAAAAUAAUUAGUACUGUAAAAAUACACCCUAACUAUCAAUAUGUGCUGGGUUGCAUCUGUAAAAUAAUGUUUGUCCAGAGUAAAGUAAUAAAGUUUUGUUUUUCAUUUUU
Messenger RNA from Lates calcarifer (barramundi perch), 2523 nucleotides. RefSeq names its product RILP-like protein 1. Gene Ontology annotation, molecular function: protein dimerization activity. The transcript is spliced from 8 exons. The record is from RefSeq and is a predicted model, not a curated record. Gene Ontology annotation, cellular component: ciliary basal body; cytoplasm. Bases 152 to 1567 code for a protein of 471 amino acids. Gene Ontology annotation, biological process: cilium assembly. Lineage: Eukaryota; Metazoa; Chordata; Actinopteri; Centropomidae.